GGUCAAUUGGCGUGACAUGGCCACCAUCGACGAGCUCGGUGACGACGCCAGCUUCUCCAAGUCCAACUGGAUCGCAACCGACGCCAAGGCCCACGAUGGCAACCUCUCGCUGCGCUACCUCAACGAGUUUGUCGGCGACCUCAAGUGCGCGUCCGCGCUCCUGGAGCGUGGCCUCUUCCCCGACGCCAAGGAAGUGACCGAGACCAUGGGUGUCUUCAAUGCCAUCCGAAAGCUCAAUCUCCACGUGCUUGAUGCGGAUGACGACGACGCGACGGGCCUUCGCAACGGCAUCGUCGUCGUCGGCGAUGGCAUGACGCCGCGGACCGCAACCAUGUUUGCGAGUCGCACGAAAGGCUGGACGUGCUUUAGCGUCGACCCGAUCAUGCGCAUGUCGACACCGGAGGCGCCCGUGCCGUGGGCCGACGUGGACAAGGUCGUACCGAUCUGUGCCAAGAUUGAAGAUAUCCGCAUUCGCCUCCACAAGGCGAUCGUGAUCUUGGUGCACGCGCACGUGACCAUGCCGCAAGCGAUGACGUCCAUUCAAGCCAACACUGUCGUUGCCGUGCUCACGCUGCCGUGCUGCAACUGGUAUGGCCACCAAGAAGAACUCGAUCAGCGACCGCCCACUGUGGUGUACGAUGACAUGAGCAUCCUCUCGCAACACCGCGAGAUUCGCCUCUGGUUGCCAGACCAUGCCAACCCCGACGCCAUCGUACCCGUCGUGGGGGGCAGCUGCAUCCGGAAGACGUAUGUGCCGCCUCGACGCGUGCCGCCGCCGCUGGAUGCGUUCCUGCACCAAAUGCUCGCGACGCCAACGAACGACUUGCCUACGGACGUUUUGACAGCUGUCAUUGACACCUGCCGCCGGUCACUGGCACCGACGGCGGCGCUGCUCUUGAUCGGAGACCAAUCCACGGUCCGCGCUGCCCUCCAAGCGAGUGGGUUCACCAAUGUUCGUUGUCGCACCGAGCUCGCUGCGUCGUCGUCGAUCAUGGUCGACGCGAUCGUUGAUGUCGGCUACCUCCACGCCGUCCUCAGCCGCGUCGAGAAAACCAAAGCCUGUGGGCUCGUGACCGAGCUCCUCCGCUUGUACAAGUCGUGGCUACCAAAGAACGCCGGCGCCGUGCUCUGUCUCUCGGGCCGCCGCAUGUUGCGGAGUACCAAGUACUUUGCGCGGCCGUCGCUCGGGUGGUCGCUCGCCGUGACGCCGCUAGCCGCCGCCAGCUCGGAGUUUACGACGUUUCUGCACCAUGCGACGGUGCACGAUGCGCCGCCUGUCGCGACGGUCGAUGAUUCGCUGGUCCCUCUCGAAGGGCUCCGUCUUCGCCUCGAGGCGACAUUUUCUGCGCGCUGUCCGGCGGCAGUGUCGGUGACGCGCAUCGCUGACAUUCUUGCGGACUCUCCGAACGUCGUGGUGCGCACGUCGGGGGUCGUCACACGGAUCCACGCAAUGCACGCAAAGCUCGUGCUCGUCGACAUUUGUGAUGAAGUCAACGGCAAGCUUCUUCUGGUGCUGCUGCGUCAGGACUCGCUCAUGGCACCUGGUGACGCGCUGCGCAUGCCGCAGACACUGCUUCAGCACCUCCAGCUCGGCGAUACGCUCGACGUUGUGGGCGACCUCGAGACGACGGGCACCGGGUCAUUGAGCAUCAGGGCGGCGGCAGUCCGCCUCGUUGCAACAGUGUCCAGGGACAGGCUGACGUACUACCAAUAAGAUGCAGCUUCCAUACAGGACUCACCUAUGCGUU
This is a messenger RNA of Saprolegnia diclina VS20, 1748 nucleotides long. RefSeq lists its product as hypothetical. The record is from RefSeq and is a predicted model, not a curated record. The transcript is spliced from 11 exons. Bases 17 to 1714 code for a protein of 565 amino acids. NCBI's taxonomy places the organism in Eukaryota, Oomycota, Saprolegniomycetes, Saprolegniales, Saprolegniaceae.